AUGUGGGCACGGGCGGUGCGGGGACGUUUCCCGGCUGCCCUGCCCCGGGGCCGAGGCUUCGCUUCCAAAGCGGACCCACAGGGAAAGGUCCAGGCUGCGGGGCCGGGGACCCACACUCCACGCCUCGCCCCGCAGGGCGGCGGCCCCGUGCCCGCCGCGAAAAUCGAACAUCUGGAGCGCCUGGCGCUGGUGAACUUCGGCAGCCGCGAGGCGGUGGCCCGGCUGGAGAAAGCCAUCGCCUUCGCCGAUCAGCUGCACGCCGUGGACACCGACGGCGUGGAGCCCCUGGAGUCGGUACUGGAGGACAGAUGUCUCUACUUGAGAUCUGACCAUGUAGCAGAAGGCAACUGUACUGAAGAACUACUACAGAAUUCCCGUCACGUCGUGGAGGAGUACUUUGUGGCCCCGCCAGGUAAUAUUCCUUUGCCAGACAUGGUAAACAAGAUCCCUUCUCCCACAGCAGAGUAGCUGUUCUGGGAAAGGGGAACCCUAUCAAGAUGAUGGACUCACAAAGGUGGUCAUUUACUACUGUGAAUUCUAGUGUAAACCGGACAUUAUGACUUCUUGGUAGCUGUUCUGAGGACAGAAGCAGAAAACACCCAGCUAAAAGAUCACCACAAGCCUGCUUCAAAGGAAAGGGAUCAAGUACUCACAGGCUGUUCUGUGUGGAAAACACCCUCCUGCAUCCCCUCCUAAAACCACUAUCAGAACGUA
Molecule: messenger RNA, 714 nt
Organism: Peromyscus californicus insignis
Lineage: Eukaryota; Metazoa; Chordata; Mammalia; Rodentia; Cricetidae
Gene: Gatc
Product: glutamyl-tRNA amidotransferase subunit C
Biological process (GO): mitochondrial translation; regulation of translational fidelity; glutaminyl-tRNAGln biosynthesis via transamidation
Cellular component (GO): glutamyl-tRNA(Gln) amidotransferase complex; mitochondrion
Molecular function (GO): glutaminyl-tRNA synthase (glutamine-hydrolyzing) activity
Source: RefSeq, a predicted model, not a curated record